Dioscorea cayenensis subsp. rotundata (Guinea yam) is the source of this 1943-nucleotide messenger RNA. RefSeq names its product aspartic proteinase-like. The record is from RefSeq and is a predicted model, not a curated record. The transcript has 14 exons. Lineage: Eukaryota; Viridiplantae; Streptophyta; Magnoliopsida; Dioscoreales; Dioscoreaceae. Gene Ontology annotation, biological process: lipid metabolic process; proteolysis. Bases 166 to 1692 code for a protein of 508 amino acids. Gene Ontology annotation, molecular function: aspartic-type endopeptidase activity.
CCUUGUGCAGAUGGUUUAUAGCUUCUCUUUUCUCUGCUUCUUUUGACUUGCUUGCUCAGUUGCUCUCAUCUCCAACUACAAACUAGUGAGGUAUAUGCUCUCUUUACUCCCUUUCAUCUCAGCAGCUCUUCUAAACUGAUCUCCAACCAAGUUCCAAGUGUGGAAAUGGGGCAGAAAUUUCUUUUGUUGUUCGUCGGUUUGUGGUUUUUGUCCUGCUCCUUGCUUCUCCAUGCUUCUUCAUCUGAUGGCUUACUGAGAAUCAAGUUGAAGAAGAAGAAAUUUGAUCUUGAAUCUUUGGUAGCAUUAAAAGUAGCUAGGAAAGAGUACAAUCUCCAUAAAAAAUAUGGCUCUAAACCUAAUUUGCUUAACUCUGAUGCUGAUAUAAUACCUUUGAAGAACUAUUUAGAUGCUCAGUACUAUGGAGAAAUUGGUAUUGGCUCACCACCACAGAAAUUUACUGUUGUAUUUGACACUGGUAGCUCUAAUCUUUGGGUUCCAUCGUCAAAGUGCUACUUUUCUCUUCCAUGCUAUUUCCAUCCUAAAUAUAAGUCUUCAAAAUCAAGCACCUAUACAGCAAAUGGAAAGACAUGCAAGAUUACUUAUGGUUCUGGUUCAAUAUCUGGUUACUUCAGCGAGGAUAAUGUGCUAGUCGGCGACCUUGUUGUUAAAGAUCAAGUUUUCAUUGAGGCAACACGUGAGGCAGCUCUCGUUUUCUUAUUGGCAAAGUUCGAUGGCAUUCUUGGACUUGGCUUUCAGGAAAUUUCCGUCGGGAACUUUCCACCGAUUUGGUCUACCAUGGCUGAUCAGAAUUUAAUUGAUGAGAAAAUUUUCUCGUUCUGGCUCAACCGAAAUGCAGACGAUGAAGAUGGAGGUGAGCUUGUAUUCGGUGGUGUUGAUCCCCAGCAUUUCAAAGGCAAUCACAGUUAUGUUCCUAUCAGUCGCAAAGGAUACUGGCAGUUUGACAUGGGGGAUAUUCUUAUAUCAGGCUAUUCAACUGGGUAUUGUGCUGGAGGGUGUGCUGCAAUUGCAGACUCCGGAACAUCAUUGUUGGCAGGACCAACUACUAUCGUGACUGAAGUGAACCACGCAAUAGGUGCACAAGGGGUCAUCAGUGCAGAAUGUAAAGAAGUUGUCAAAGAAUACGGUGAUAUAAUAAUUGAAAUGUUAAUAGCACAGACACGGCCUGAUAAGAUCUGCAGCCAGAUUGGUUUGUGCCUUUUCGAUGGAUCUCAGUAUGUUGGCACGGGCAUUGAGAGUGUAGUCGGUAAAUCAGAGAAAGAACAGUCAUCGGCUAAUUCAGAUAUUUUUUGUACUGCUUGUGAGAUGGCUGUUGUGUGGAUGCAAAAUCAGCUGAGGAUGAAUGAAACUAAGGAGUUGAUACUGAAGUAUGCCAACCAGCUAUGUGAAAAACUACCAAGCCCCAUGGGAGAAUCAACUGUUGAUUGUGAUAAGAUAGCAGAAAUGCCUGACAUUUCAUUCACAAUUGGAAGCAAGACCUUUACUCUUACUCCAGAACAGUAUGUGCUGAAAGUUGAGGAACUAGGAGUAACUCAAUGUUUAAGUGGAUUUAUGGCAUUCGAUGUUCCUCCACCGCGCGGCCCCCUCUGGGUUCUUGGAGAUGUUUUCAUGGGUGCCUAUCACACAGUCUUUGACUUUGGCAAUGAGCGAAUAGGAUUUGCGGAGGCUGCUUAAGAGCAUUUCUUUGCAUGCUUCUGCAGAAUGUGGUGUUGUGAAUCUGUGCAGUUUCAUAUCUAUAUUUAUAUAUUUAUAGUAGUAAAAUGAACUGGAAGUAGUAUGAACUUUGAACUUGUUCAAGGUAUUUGUGGAUAAACCCUUAGAAAUGUCAGCAAAUUCUAAGGAUGGGUGUCAUGUAUGUUUUGGAUGUUUGAAUAUGCAUAAUGCUGAAUGUUGACAGUUUGAUGGCAGUUUGAAGAUUUGAAAGA